AUGUUUCGACACAAGCACCAGCUUCACGCCGACCUCUCCGAUACCGAUUCGGAAGAAGAGUUCUACCACCGCGUCCACAGGCGACCUCGUGAUAACGUCAUCAUCGAGGAUAGGAGACGGCCUCGUUCAACUUCCGAAGUACACCGACGCCGCCCGGGGGACGCUGCAGUUUACAUAGAUAUCAACAAUGAGCAAGGGCUACAAGGAAACACGAGACUCGCCCCUCCUCCUGCAGCUCCAGUCGGCCGAGCCAGGUCCGUCUCUCGUCGCCGGCCUGCCCUAGCAGACGAACUUAGCGACUUGGAAGAUGAAUUCAUUCGCCACGAACGCAGGGCUAUUCGUCGACUACAGCGUGAGGAGCCAUCACGAAGAGCGGAAAUUGAAGCCGAGGUCAGGCUGGAGAGAAUCAGGCAGCGAGAGCAUGAGCUUGAUGAAAUGAGAAAAGAAGAAGAUCGCGUACGCCGCGAAGAAGAACGGAUCCGUCGUGAAGACCGUAUACGCCGUGAAGAGCGUGAACGCAUUGAGAGCGGCAAAAGUAAGCAAGCUCCAGAACGCCGUGAGGAAACGGAAUUGGAACGAGAAUUCCGCAUUGCAAAGGAAGAGGAAAUUAGGAGUAUGAGACGAUGGAGGAAGAUGCAGGAAUAUAAGGAGUGGCAGGAGAUGGAACGACCAGAGAGACGCUCAGACCGUCAAGAUCGCGAAGAGUCAGGAUUAAGCCGACGAGAUAUCGAAAAGGAGAUUCAACUCGAGAGGCUGAAGAAGAUAGAGAGCGAUGACAUUGCCCGAAGGAAAAUCGAGGACGCCCUCCUCAUCGAACGCAUGAAAGCUCUGGAAGAAGAGCGGGAAGAAAAGGAACAUGAGAGGAAAGUUCGUGCAAAGGUUGAAGCGGAAAUCGCCCAGAAAGAGAAAGAUGAGAUGGAAAGACUACAGCAAGAAAUGAAAUUGAAAGUGGGUGCCAUAGAAGAAUACAAGAAAAAGGAGGCAGAAAAGGAGUUGAAGCGGCGAGAGGAAGAAGAGAAGGCCAACAAGGAGUUCACUGAUAAGGUGAACCAGUUGUUUGGCGCCGCCGGCUUCUCCGAGGACAAGAUCACUGCUAUUUUGGAAGGCAAGCCUAUUAAGGAGAAGGAGAAGGAGAUCGUUCAGGUUGACAGAUACAUCCACCAUGGCAGACAUAGAGACGAUGGGGAUGAUGAAGAGGCAUUUGUCAAGGUUCAUCGCCGUUAUGUUGACGCUCGAACUCUGGACGCAUUCAACUUGACAUGGGAAUACGACCCUAACGAUGCGGACUACAUGCUUAUUUACCAUGUCCUCUGUCAAGAAGAUCAAGACCGACUGUUUGAGCACACACGAAGGAUACGUGGACAGCGCGUGAUUACUGCUACCCCACACAACGGCCCAGUCAUGGUUGAGAUGAAAGUCAACGAUAAGAAAAAGGAUGGUAUGUUCUUGGUCAGGAAGAAGGCAGACAAACGAGGCUUGUUUUGGUAG
This is a messenger RNA of Arthroderma uncinatum, 1488 nucleotides long. RefSeq lists its product as uncharacterized. Bases 1 to 1488 code for a protein of 495 amino acids. NCBI's taxonomy places the organism in Eukaryota, Fungi, Ascomycota, Eurotiomycetes, Onygenales, Arthrodermataceae. The record is from RefSeq and is a predicted model, not a curated record. The transcript is spliced from 3 exons.